Molecule: messenger RNA, 2169 nt
Organism: Penicillium canariense
Lineage: Eukaryota; Fungi; Ascomycota; Eurotiomycetes; Eurotiales; Aspergillaceae
Product: putative GPI-anchored cell surface glycoprotein
Exons: 1
Coding region: 1-2169 (722 amino acids)
Source: RefSeq, a predicted model, not a curated record
AUGCCACCCAAAAAGGGACUUCGCAAGUCGAUAUCUGCACGAGCCAACACUGAUGCCUCUCUAUCGACGCCUUCGAGGCGUUCAGCACGAGUCCCCGCCGCGGAAAAGACUAUAAAUUCAUCCUCCCGCUCCUCCAAGAGUCUUGAUCGUCCUCCCUCCACCACACCGGACAACUCCUUCAACAUCCAUUUCUACAAUCCGAAGACCCCUUCUACCAACGGUCACUCACGGAAUGCCUCUCCGGAUGUAUCCUUGGCACGUCGUAGCACGUUCCAAGCUCGCCCUUCGCGACUUUCUUCAGUUUACACGCCCGCCGUGGAAACACCAAACUCAAGUCAGAGCAGUCGCCGGACUCGUCGCAUGGCUGCUUUAGAGAGUCCACAAACCUCUUUCUCAGACCACGAAAUGACAGGCACCCUCGGGUCGACAGGCUGGACCUACGACCAAUACACGGGGGGCCUCGGCUUCGAUGGACCGAAGGAUCGCCGUCCCACUCCCAGUGUUUCGUCCAUGGGGACGCGGGUUUCAACCCGUAUUCGCAAACCAACAGCGAAAGCUCUUGAGGCAAUUCAAUCGAAAUCUAAACCUCGCCGUCCUCAUAAAGAGACUCCAGGUCCGGUCGAAGAUUGGGCGCGUACCUCCUCCGCCCCCAGCGCCGCUCCUGUUGCUGGUCCCGCUCCCUCUUCCAAUCGCACAGCCAAAAUCUCUUUUAGAAACGUAUCCAGGACUACUCCAAAAAUUGCGCCCAAGACUAGUCCUAAUUCCACGUCUAAGACUGGUUUCAGGUCUGGUCCCAAGUCCACCCCCAGGUCCGCUCCCACGCCCACUAUCCAGAAGGGCACUCGCUCGUGCAAGAAGGGGAAGAAAGGGAAUAGUUCCCUAAAAUCUACUCUCCAUCGUGUCCAGAUCACCGUGGGCCGAGCCGGCCAGAAGCUCUUCGAACUCGCCACAGUAGCCUUGAGCACUGAUUUUGUCGCUCCGUCCGAUCCUCAGCAGUUUAUCAAAGAUGCACGAACUGCCCAUCGACAGCGUGAAAUGGACGAGAUCCGAGGCGUCACGCAGUCCGACGAAGCAUCUGCAACGGAUGCUGGGAGCGUCUCCAAGCCCGCCAACCCCGAGUUCAGAAUCAUCCGCACCUUCAAGAAAUCCUCGUCUCCAAAUGUUUCCGAAGACAAGUGGACUUACACUGGCCGCACCAACAAGAGUGGCGAGGAAGUUGUCCUUACACCCCCGGGCUACAGCCUCGAUCGUGCUCCCCACGCCUAUGGUGACGAGGCUUUGCCGUACCCACCCGUCCGAUCCCGAUCGGACGAACAAGCUGCUACCAACGAUGCCUUUGGCUACCCGCCUCUCCUCGGUGACCGCAACAUUCCAUUCGACCCACAGUCCCACUUCGAACCCGAGGACGUCACCGAGGAGAGGGCCCAGGCACAGGCACGCAAGAAGAAGGCGAUCGCACCAACUGAGCCCAUCAGGAAGGGUGGGAGAAAGCGUCGCCAACCUGAAGCCGACAUCGCCGAUAAGCCUGUAUCUCCGUCUGAUCCCGCUGCUCUCAGAGACGGUGAGCGGGACCAGAAGCGGCGGCGCGGGCAAACAGUCUCCACGCCUGCAAAUACCAAGCAGGCACCGCGCAAGACACCCGCUUCGCGGUCCGCGAAGGCGAAGCCUGAGACAAAGCCUGAGACAAAGAUGCCGCCCCUUCCUCCCGCUAUGGAGGAUGCACCGUCGACGACGGUGCAGCGCCUUCGUCUAACGGUGAAGCCUCCGACCGCGGCGGAGAUGCAGGAGUGCAAUCUGUCCCGGAACGUAAUCCCGGCUCGGCCUGCGACCAGCCAGGGCCGCCAGCAAGCAGUCGGCCCCACUGCAGGUGUUACAUCGACCAAGAAGCCCAGCGUAAACAAGGGCAAGAAGAGAGCAGCAGAUCUCAUCUCCAACGACGAGGUGAACGGAGACUCAAAAUCGCCCGCUGGGCGCGGGCGCGGCGCGGCUGACAUUGAGGUCGAUACUGCCGCUCUUUCAACCCCCAGUGGCCGCAGCCGUGCUGAAAAAUCUGCCCCAAAGGACACGCGCGGUCGCGGUCAUGAUCGGGGCGGAAGUCGAGGCCGGGGUGCCACCAGGGGUAAGCCCACAACUGGGGGAGGAAAGCGUGCGCGAGGACGGGGGGUGUGA